CUGGCGGAGGAGGGGCAGGCCAGCAAGGAAGCCAGGAAGGCCCUCCGUCGGGAGCUGCAGGACGCGCGGAAGCGGCUGCUGGGCUCACAGCGGCUGGUGGCCCGACUCACAGCAGCAGCGGCAGCGGCAGCAGAUGUGUCAGGCGGCGGAGCAACAGGAGCAGCAGAAACAGGAGAAGGGGCGGGAGCCGGAGCCGGAGGGGUAGGAACAGGGCCAGGAGGUGUUGCUCCUGCUGUUGUCGUCUCCCCGCUAGCCGGAGUACGGCACUACCUGGCAUCGUACGGCAGUGUCCUGGAGGAAUGGUGCUCGCUGCCGG
Molecule: messenger RNA, 316 nt
Organism: Astrephomene gubernaculifera
Lineage: Eukaryota; Viridiplantae; Chlorophyta; Chlorophyceae; Chlamydomonadales; Astrephomenaceae
Source: the annotation of a GenBank genome assembly